This is a messenger RNA of Macrosiphum euphorbiae (potato aphid), 240 nucleotides long. Lineage: Eukaryota; Metazoa; Arthropoda; Insecta; Hemiptera; Aphididae. The record is from the annotation of a GenBank genome assembly.
AUGCAUUUUUGUUUGCCAUUUAUAAAAACAUCCGCUCCUCCAUCAACCGGAAAUUUGCCACCAGUACCUCUCAACUCACCUGGUGAAGUUGUAGAAAACACAGAAAUAUUUGAGGAUAGUGCAUCUCAAAUGGAUUUGUCGCAAGAAUUUGUAACUACACAAACAUUAUUCCCUGACUCUCCAGUAAUGUCACCGUUUCAUCUUAGUAAUUCAACCGAGAAUUUAACACCAUCUCAAUAA